Closterium sp. Yama58-4 is the source of this 1287-nucleotide messenger RNA. The record is from the annotation of a GenBank genome assembly. Lineage: Eukaryota; Viridiplantae; Streptophyta; Zygnematophyceae; Desmidiales; Closteriaceae.
AUGAGGGGUCUUGUUUCCCGGCGGGGACCUCUCUCACCACAGCAGCUACGAGAGUGGCUUGCGUGGCGUACCCGCCUGAGACGUCGUGCUGCUGAAGCUGGAGGUGCUGGUUCUGGGGGUGCUGCUGCUGCGGGUCCUGGGGCUGGAGACCCUGCUGCUGGAGGUGCUGGUUCUGGGGGUGCUGCUUCUGGGGGUACUGGGGCUGGAGGCCCUGGAGCUGGUGCUGUCGACCCUGGAGUUGGAGACCCUGGGGCUGGAGGUGCUGGUUCUGGGGUUGCUGCUGCUGCGGAUUCUGGGGCUGGAGACCCUGCUGCUGGAGGUGCUGGUUCUGGGGGUGCUGCUGCUGGAGGUACUGAGGCUGGAGACCCUGGAGCUGGAGGUGCUGGUUUUGGGGGUGCUUCUGCUGCUGGUGCUGGAGCUGGAGCUGCUGGCGCUGGAGCCCCUGGAGCUGCUGACGCUGGAGGCGCUGGAGCUGCUGCUGCUGGAGGCGCUGGAGGUGCUGGCCCUGGAGGCGAGGGUGCUGCUGGUGCUGGAGGUACUGCGACUACAAGAGCUGGUGGUGCUGCUGGUACUGGAGGUGCUGGUCGUCCGAGCGCUACUGAUCACGGAGGUGCUCGCACUUCGGGUGCUGGAGCUGCCGGGGCUAGUAGUGCUGCGGACCCUGGAGCUGGUGGUACGGCACAGUCGCGCCUGUUCUUCGCUCCGCCGUCUCCGUCGUCCCUGCCGCCGCCUGACACCGUGCUUCGCCAGGUUCUUACCCUCCCGUCUUCUACUGGCCUCCCGUUACAGCCCGGCUCUCCGCUGCCUUCAGAGCGUCAUGAGCCUGCGUCGCGUCCUGUCUCGCCUGUUCGCACUGUUCGCACUGCUCGUCGUGUGCCUCGUCCACGUCCUCCCCCUGCGCCAGGUGUUCACACUAUGGCACUUCGUCCUUCCUCUGUUCCUCUGCGCGUUCCCCUGCCGUCUCCUCCUGCGUCUUCUCUGCCUGACGUCCCGGACCCUGAGUCUGACCUCCUUCGUGCUGCUCACCCUACUGUCACGCGUCUGUUGGCCACUGUUGUCACUGACCCUUCGUUUGAGUCCGCUGCUGCGUCUGCCUUGGUCGCUGAGCUUGUUGACUUUGCUGCUGCUUGUCGUCUCGACUACGCUGCCAGUCUAGUUGCUGAGUCUGAGUCUGUCUGUCCUCCGUCCGUCGGGGGUGAGUGUGCUCUAGGCACGGACGUCCUUGAGGACAGGCAGGAGGACUUUGACUGUCUUGCCGUCGCUGCGCCUCAUCUCGUGGCCAUUUAG